UAAAACAAAGUGAUAGUGAGUUGUGUAUUGCUGGAGGGGCAAGCGUCUGAGCAACUGGAAGAGGACUACAUCGUCUCAAACGUUUUCGGCAGUUCAGGAUGACUUUAAACGGGUGUUCGAGGCUAAUACGAAUACUUCCUCGUAUUUUGUCCAGCAGGAAUCUGUUGACACUCGCGUACGCUAGUAGAGGAUCACUAUCGCCCUCUCCGUGCAACUCUCACUCCGUAGUGUUAUAUUCACGGGUCACCUUUACAAAUAACUUGUUGCGUGGUUACUGCUCGGGGUCGGACACAGACAUAAACGUCUCCCAUGAACAGUUGAAGAAAGUACUUGCUACUAAGUCGGGUGUGGUCAUCGAUGUCCGUGAGCCGUGGGAACUCAGAGAGUACGGGAACAUUCCUGGAUCAAUAAACGUACCUCUUGGGCAAGUGAACCAGGCACUGCAGCUGGAUCCACAGGAGUUCCGGGAGAGGUACGGAGGGGACAUGCCCUCAACCACUAACAACAUUGUCUUCUCCUGCCUGGCUGGCGUUCGGAGUAAAAAAGCCCUGGACACAGCCGUCUCUUUAGGAUACUCAAAUGUACAACACUACCCUGGUGGAUGGGAAGAGUGGGCAAAGAAUGAAAUAUUACAGACCAAACGCUGAAGUGUAUUUAUUUCGCUGAGUGUCAGAGCUUGUCAGCAUUGGCAUUGGAUACAGGAAACUUUUCAAGCUGGUGAAGGACAGCAUACAAAGAAUCGUUUAUUUUUCUAACGGUGUCAGACUUUUGAAGCUAAUUUCAUUUAAUGAAGGUGAACUGUCACAGUUUGACAGUUCAUGUGGAAAUACAUUUUAAGAUUCAAAGAGACAUUGAUGGCAUUGAUCUGAGUGUCAUUUUUUAAAAAUAAAACUGAAGUCUCAGUUUGAAGUGUUAAGCACAUAUAAAUUAAUCUUAAUUUCAAUAUUGUCAAUUAUGCUUGUUUAAUUCCAUUUCAGCUGCACACAAGAAUUAAAGAGUAUACUGGAAGGAUGAA
Megalops cyprinoides (Indo-Pacific tarpon) is the source of this 1015-nucleotide messenger RNA. RefSeq names its product thiosulfate sulfurtransferase like domain containing 3 (gene tstd3). Bases 99 to 647 code for a protein of 182 amino acids. Gene Ontology annotation, molecular function: thiosulfate-cyanide sulfurtransferase activity. Lineage: Eukaryota; Metazoa; Chordata; Actinopteri; Elopiformes; Megalopidae. Gene Ontology annotation, cellular component: mitochondrion. The transcript has 4 exons. The record is from RefSeq and is a predicted model, not a curated record.